This is a messenger RNA of Paramuricea clavata, 11912 nucleotides long. NCBI's taxonomy places the organism in Eukaryota, Metazoa, Cnidaria, Anthozoa, Malacalcyonacea, Plexauridae. The record is from the annotation of a GenBank genome assembly.
AUGACACAGUGUAUUGUCACUGAACAUGAGUGGAAAGACCUACAGGUAAGUGGUCCAAGAACUGUAUAUUUGUUCAUAUGAAUUUUAUGUUGAAUGAGGUAUUUCAAGGUAUAUAACUUUGCAAUAUUGCAUUCAUUUGACUUUUUUCCCAUAUGUCAGGGCUGGAAAGAUUAUGGCAUAUCUCUAUCAACUCCAAGUAACGAAGCAGCUAAAAUGCUUGAUGCUCUAAUGACCCAGGUACUUUACAGCCUGUCAAAUGCCGAUCUCACUUCCGAGGGCGACAUUAUAACAUGUUUAGGUCAGACAUUCCAACCACUGGAGGUAAAAUUUAGGGAGACUGUUCAGUGAAUUGAAAAUUAUCUAUAGUUCUUCUGGGGAAAAAAUAAUAAAAAUUAAGUCUUCUGAAAUGGCGUUUCCUGCAUUUUGGGACUAUGUUGUUAUAAGUGAUCCUAUAAAUUGCCAUAAAGCAACUUCAAAAAAGGUCAAGACAGACUAUUAUGUUGUUAAAAACAGUAUAUUUAUAAUUUUUUAUGAUAUUUCCUGAAUAUUCUGAAAAAUCGGGAGACCGGGAGAUUGCAUGAAUUUUCAGGAGACUCCCGGUAAAAUCGGGAGAUUUGGAAUGUCUUUUAGGUAUACAUAUAUAUGCCUUGGUAUACAUAUACAUGCCUUAUCGGGGUUUGUGAAGCCAUCUUGUGAAGUGGGACAAACACAAUCAUGAUAAAAUCAUUGCCUUGUCCCAAUGGGAAUACUUGUCCUUAGGGUCAUGGUAUUGUCGCUCUAUAGUUUUUGCCCCACUUGGCAAGAUGGCAUCACAUUUAAACAUCAUGUAUACAUCCAGGUGUCUUGUUCAUUAAUAUAUUGCUGGGCAUAUGUGCUAUUCUUGGGAUCAUCCAUCCUGGACUUUUCUUCCUUAUAGUUAUUUAGGUGGUAUGAAGAUGAAACUCUGGGUGGAAUUGUUGGUACAUUGAAACGUAUCAAAGAAGCGGAUCCUGAUUAUGGUAGGCAUAUAUUGUUGACCACACAUUGACAGUCAGCAUUGUUUGUAAUUAGCCAGCUUAUAGCUAGCUACCUUUAAUUCAUAAGGAAAUGGCGAACUGUUAAACAUUUCUAUCAUGGGACUAUUCCUAUAGGAUUUCUUAUAGGAAAUUCUACUCCUAUAGAAAUUUCUAUAGGAUUUCAUGAGCUUCCUAUAAAUAUUCCAGCCUAUAAAUGUCUAGUACAUAUAGGAACUGGAGAAGAUUUUAUCUUUAAUAGUUACAAAUAUAAUGUGUAUGUGCCUAUAUAAUAAACUUCUAAUGAGGUUCCUUCCCAAAUGUUCCCUGGUAGUACUUGAGAGAAAAUGAAGUUUCAUUAUUGUUUCUUGCAGUACUUGGGCCAUUGCUUCAAAGUCGUUUCAAGCUAUCAAGCCACAGACUUGAGACAUCUCCAGAACUUCAGGCAUCACUCAAAGAAAUGGAAGAUUUAGCAAACGCCCAUCCAGUUACUGAUUGGGAAAUGAAACUUGUUGGUGUUGUUAAAGAUUUUGCAACUGGGUAUGUUCAUUUCAAUGGGUCAUUCCAGAAAGUUAACCCCCUACCCCCUUUGGGUAAUACACUUACUAUUCUCAGAAACAAAUUUUUCUCCCCUCCCUCCCCCUUCAGCCGGAGGCCUGAAAUUUCCCCCUUGUAGGUAGGGUGGAUGUUUUCUGGAACAAUUACCCCAUAUCUAAAUUAUAAACUAGUAAUUAUUUAUAUUAUAAAUGGAUAACUUAAAGAUGUUGUAAACUAAGUCUGUUCUGCGCAUACAUUUUGUGCAGGCCUACAUUCCAAUGGUUGGGAUCCGACGAUUGGAUUGUUAUACUUUUUCGCACCUUCCGAACUUUCUUGAAUUGAAUCUCUAGUCUGUAUUCAUUUACAAGUAUAGCGAACCAGAAGAGUGUUAAAAAUUCAGUAUAAUAUAUCUAAUCAUAUUUUACAACUGUAGCACUGAGUUCAAAAUGUAAACAAAGUGUUUGUUUACAUUACAGACUUUACAGCAUAUUUAAAUGUAUUGCCUAAUAUUUCAAUUUUUCUCAUUCAUUCUAGCCAUCGUCAUAAAUCUCUAAGAACUUUGGAAGAAAUGGUGGUUGAUAACCCCAGAGACUUCUUUGCCUUGAGACUGGCUUACAUGUUUGCACUUACACUUGGUGACUGGGCAGGAAUUAAAAGCAUUAUGCCCAAAGUGCUGGCAACCUGGACACCAGAUAUGGCCUUUUAUGGGUAACAAUGUUAAUAAAUUAGUUAUAUGUAUGGCUAUAAUUUGCAUGAUCAAAAGUAUUUGAACUUUGUUAAACCUGAGUCUUUAUAAACCUGAGUCUUUAAUCUUUUAAUUUAGUUUAUAAUAGCAGUAUUCAUAAUUAUAAUACUCGACAGAGCUGCUUUCUUCAUUUACCCAAGUCAAGGACAAAUUGGGGUAAACAUAAAGUCACUUAUCAUGCUGUGUAUGACUAUAACAACCUUGAGUCGGAUUGUCAAAAUGCCCAGACAAUAUCUCAAUUUAAAUCCAAAGUUUUUGACUGUCGGCCAUGAUGUACUAUUGUUCUUCUCGACUUUUAAACUUUUAAACUUUUACCAGUUCAGCAAGUAUACUAUUGUAAUGAUAGAUAAUUUAUGAUAUUUUUAACUUUUGACCACAUGUAAAUAGAUUAGAUAUAAUAUUCUUCACUUUGUAUAAUACUAGUUCUAUAGUACAGGUCCAUUCUGAAAAUCACUUAUGUGAGAAUGCCUCCUGAAUAAAAGAUUGUUAUCAAACUCACCUUUUACUUAGUUUAAUAUAAUUUAUAGUUUUUAUUAUUACCACUCUUCUACUAUAUAUGCUUUAACGAAACAGCGUUGUUAAUUUUAAUUUCCAUCUUGUUUUAGUUAUAUUCAUGGUAUGUAUGGCUUUGUUCUGAAUGAGUUUAAGCAACCAAAAGAAGCUGAAAAAUAUACUUCAAAGGUACCAUGCAGUGUACUGCAACAAUUUAAUUGUGUUUCCUGUAUGUUUGCAUGGAGAACAUGAGUUUAGCAAGGUAUUGUGAAGUUCAUCAUAUUACCAUGUUACCAUGAUAUUAUCAAUCUUUUGCAGGCUCUGAAUAUCAAUCCUUGUGACUGUUGGUCCACACAUGCCACAGCCCAUAUCCUUGUUGAAACAAACCGUGCUGAAGAGGGAAUCAAAUUUAUGGAAAAGAAUGAACCCAAAUGGACGGUAAGAAUACAAAAAGCUAGUGAAUGCAUGGAUCUUUAUUACAAAAACUUGAUAGUGACCCACUGACUGCAUGCAAUCCAUGCAUGCCCAUCUGAUCUGGCAUUUAAAAAUAUUCAUAGACGGGGACAUUCCUUCUGGAACAUAACUACUGGCAUUGGGCACUUUUUCAUCUUGAUAAGGUACACAUUAUAGUUUUAUUAUAAUUAUAUGAUGUCUAUAAACAUGUGGGCCUAGUCGUUCCAAUUGACGAUUCCCCUUAUUACGUUUUCGUAGUGCUUUGCAUUGUGGUUAUAGUGGUAUCACUGGUAUUCAAGAUGAUGUAUUUUUUGUCUUGACCCGUGCAAAAACUUUUAAAAAAGCUAGGGUCAGGUGCGCGAUAGCCAACAGCAAAAUAUUCACUAAAACAUUCAAUAUCUUCAUUCGAGGCCACUAUCAAUAUCAGUGAUACCACUAUAACCACAAUGCAAAGCGCUACGAAAACAUAAUAAGGGGAAUCAUCAAUUGUAUGAUCAGAAGGCUACCUCCUGCACAAGCUUUUGUGAGAGAAGCACACGUCAGUUUGUUAAUUGUUGCUUCUAUUAUAUGUUCUGACUGUUCUGGGACAGCCAUUCAUGUGGCUGUAUUCAGUUUGAGCGUUAGUUUUUUCUAACGUACAGUUCGUUUUUAGGGAGACUAUGAAUCUGUCAUUGGAAUUUUGGACGAUUAUGUAAGUUUGUUACAUGAGGGCCUCCCCCCCCCUGUCUCUUGACCGGCCUAACCAUUGUGCCAGCAAUAAUUGAUGGAACAUCUCAUAUUUCACUCUAGAUUAUAUCGGAAUGUUGUCCAGGAACAAGUUUUGCUCUAUGUGAUGCUUCUUCUCUACUCUACAGAUUAGAAAUGGAAGGUAUACUUUGAUUACAGUCUGUCAUGAGAAUGCAUGCAGGCUUGCACGUGUUGUAGCUAUUCUUAAGCAUGGAUGAAACGAGACUGAGAGUGCAUGAGAGCUAGGUGGCAGUCAUGAGAUCUUGGUUAACUGUUCUUAAUGCUUUCCCUGGCCAACACUAUCAUGUAUUGUAUAGAAUAAUAAUAAUGAUUGAUUAGCGAUUCCAAAUUGAAUUGGCUCUUCUAUCACUAAAUUAACUAAUCUACAUUAACAAGUACUAUAUUUACAAUGAGUAGCUAUGAAGAGUUAAUCUAUGAAGAGUUAAUAAAUCUACAGUGCAUUCACACAGUCACUGUACAUAUUUCACAAACAGAUAUAACAAAACAUAGUCAUUUAUACCCUGACCCGAGCCUCUCAUGGGCCAAGUCUGUGAGAUAGACUUUCACUUAUUCUAAAAAUGUUGAAAUCAAUUUCGCAAACAAUCUGGUAGAAAGUUAAAUGCAGCUGCAGCACUGUCCUGAAAUGUUCCGCUUUUGAUUGGCACUUCAAUUUGGGUCUGUGAUGAUGAUCGUAGAGUUUGUCCUGGUACAUACUGAUCUACCUAAUAUAUAUGAGUUCAUAGUUGGAACACUCAUCAAAACUUUAUUUUGUACUGCCAACUCUCAUCAACUCUCAGCCUCGUUUGACUGUUGUUUAUAAUCGCAAUGUAUCAGGUUUCAAAUAUGCAUACAUGACUAUGUAGGUGUCCCAACUGGAAAAAGGUGGGAAGCAAUAAACUCUCUUUGGAGUCCAAGUGAACAUGCAUCGGUAAGGAGAAAUGCAAUUUAUUAUUAUGGAUAUGUGUAGAUGGAAUUAGGUUUAAUAUACCCAAUUUUUCGAGUGGUUAAAUUCUGGUCAGAUAGACUAGAUUAUGGUUAAAUUCUGGUCAGAUAGACUAGAUUAUGGUUAAAUUCUGGUCAGAUAAGCUGGUCAGAUACACCCUAACCAGGUUUCAAAUAUUUUCUUAUGACCAAAAUAUUUUAGGUGUUCAUUGAAGUUCACAUGAUGAUGAAUCAUUUGUGUGCAAAAGAUUACGAAUCAGCCAACUCGCUUCUUGAAUCAUGUGAAAAGUUUGUAAGGUAACCUAAGGUUUGUUAGAUAUUCCAAGGAGAUUAGGGAUUUAGUGCCUAAUUUAACCUCUGUGUCAAUGUUUUGUUCGUUUUUUUCAGCGAGGGUAAAGGAACAAGCUGGGAGGUCACGAAGGAAGUCGGAGUUUCCUUGUGCGAAGCUAUGAUAGCGUUUGAUAAGGUAUUAAGUCAUAUAUCGACUUUCAUGGUCAUUGAUACAUAGAUAUAUACUAGAUAGAUAUUUAAUAAAAUUUCUCCCUGAAAGGAAUUUUCAGAAAUUUUUUUUCAUUGAUACAUGAAUUCAAAUAUCACCAGAGUUAAGAUGACGUCAUUUCUUUCCACAGGCGAAAUAUGAUGACGUGGUAGAACUGUUGUUACCAGUACGUGAUGACGUCAUCAGAAUCGGGGGAAGCAAUGCACAGGUAUUGACAACAUGAUCUAUAAUCUUCUACCACGUGUUUACGACUCAAUUCCCCCAGUUAUGACAAGGUUGCUGUGACUUAUUUUCUGUUUAGAGAGAUGUAUUUAAUCUACUACUCACUCAUGCAGCGAUUCAAUGCUCUGGCAGUAAAUACAAGAAUCUUGGAAGGUAGGUCAAAGUAGAAUCUGCCAAUUUUUUAUUGGGUCCUAAUCAGUGAACCCCACAUUUUGACGAUUGCAGCUCUUUUUAUAGUGAAAUGAUUUUAGGCAUUUCACAUUUUCACUUGGUCGAACUGAUUGUGGAAGGAUUCUGUGGAUAGAAAUUUUGAAUGUAAAUUUUGUACAUUUAUGAGAAAUAACCAGGAACAGUUGUGAAAAAUACAACUGGACGUUGUAGCUCAGUUGGUUAGUCAGCGCUGCACCGGAAUCGUAGGGCCACGGGUUCAAUUCCUGCCAAGAGGACCUAUUUAACAAUUAGUCGCCGAAGGCGAGGUGAUGACAAGUCUAUAUUCACUGAGCCGAGGGCGACGUGAAUAUGCCUAUAUUCAAUUCCCGAACCUGAGGUGACUAAUUGUUUUAGUAUAAUUUCAGUAUUGAAAAAGUAUUUUAUUUAUAAAUGCAACUAAUACACGUGUUUCUUGGGAAAAGCAAUAGUUACUACUCGAGCAGUCUGAGCAGGAACUAUUGCCUCAGAGUUACUGCUGAGGGAGCCAAUCAGAAUCCUCAAAGGCCAUUUUUCAAUGCUGAAAAUGAAAUUAUACUAAACAUGUAUGAUUGCAUCACAACUGCUCCUUAAUACAUCGACCACCUUCAUAUGGUCCGCUGGAUUUUUAGCUAAAUAAGACUUCCCCAAUGUCUCUUCAGGAAACUAAUUCAAGAACGAAAACAAUCAGAUGGCGAAACCGGAGUGACAGAAAGAUUACAGGAACGUUUGGUAAAAAGGACUUGAUAGUUGAUACAAAAUAAGGUUUUAUUUUAAAAUAGCAUCUGUAGAUUGUCUUAUUCAAAAGGCAUAAACGAAUAGAAUUAUAGACAUAUCAUUAAUGAAUAAGAUUUGUAGAUUGACAUACAUUUAUGUUUAUAAGUAAUAAGAGCUAUAACAGUACGUUCCACAAAACAAGGUUUUAUUUUAGAAUGACAUCUGCAGACAGUCUUACUCAAAAGGCAUAAACGAAUAAAAUUAUAGACAUAUCAUAAAUGAAUAAGGUUUGUAAGGGUUGUUUUGAAUCUUUCUGACAUGUACGUUCGUAAACUGGACCGUCAUAUUUAAGUUUUAACGUCGAGCUUUUUGUGGUAUGAGAUUUGACUCGUAGUGGGGAAAAUCAUUUAGACAUAACCCAUUAGUGACAAAUGGAGAAAACACAUAAAGACAUUCCACUUUCACAUUUUUGACCUGAACUAUUGAAUUUUGGCGCCAUCAAGUUAAAUUCUUUCUACUCGUAAUGCAUCCCAAACUUUGUCUGUUUGUGUUGUUGUGAUUGUGGUAGACCCAGGGCCAAGACUUUGAUUAACCUCGACAUUUUCAGUUGAACCACAACAGUGACGUUGAUUAAAAAGCUUUGUGUAGUAGUAUCAUUAGAUGUUUUCACUUAAUGAUCUCCACCGUGCUAAUCAACCUUGUAUGUUCUAUUGUAAGACACUGCAGUGUAUUGUUUCGACUUUGUUCGAAAAAAUUGUGGUUUGAUUGAGUAGCUGUGCCUAAGAUGUAACUAUACUAUCAUUUUGUAAAGGAUUUGAUAUAAACAUAUUUGAUAACAAAAAGGAAAAAAUAUUUACAAGUUUGAGUCAAAAGCAUUUUGCUUAUCUAUAGGACUCUCACUUGUGGUGAAGGUUGUUGAGCUUCCAGAGCUUAUUCGAUACUCUAUAAAGAAAUGUACUUGUCUUCAUGCCACAGACAUACGUUUUUUAAUUAACUGUGGUAUUCUUGAGUUACUUUACAUAUAGGAUAUUGUUAAUCAGAAAGCUUCGUAGACACCCGUGGAGGAAAUAUCAAAACAAUCUUUCAAGGUAUGUAUUUGUGGCUAUGCCUUGUUUAAAUAACUAGAAAUUACUUGGUAUAACUGGGCUUCCAAGAGUUUGCUAAGCUUGUGUACUAAAAAAUAGCACUGUUAUACGCAUUUACAUUUUAUCAAUAGGGUGUAUGUUCGAAACUGGUUCUAAGUUUGCCACUAAUUCUUUGAAAACUCCACCAUCAUUCAUUUGGCUAAACGUAACCAAACCAGAUCUUCAUCAUUAUAUGGAGUGAGGACGAUAGCGCCGUCCCUGAUUGGUCCAAUGAUAAUACUACAGGGGGAAACGAUCUGGAGAUAGCAAAACUCGUACCCAGUAACCCAGAGUCUUUUCUCCGUCACACUCUGGAGGCAUCGCGGUUUGCUAGACUUCGGUCAGGCACUCUUCUCAUAUACGACUGAUGCGAUCUUAUAACAUUUGAGUUGCUCUCAACAUUGCUUUCAAUACAUUAAAAGUAUCCCACUGGUCUCGUUGACCUCCUGUAAAUCGCAUGCACAGAACGUUCAAUUUCCUCAAAUCUAUUAUGUUGUAUUUUCCUAACAUUGAUUAAUGAUACUGGCCUGGUCAUGUUUGUUGUGCUUUGUACUGUAUAUAUUUAAACGACUCAUUAACACUAUUCUAUAUGCCAAUAAUGUUUUACUUUGCCACAAUGAAAUACAGAGUAGGCUGUAGGCGAACGGUAUCUAAAUGAAGCUUGCUGAAAAAAGUCUGAAUCUUGCUGUAACAAGUCUUAGAAAUAUUGAUGUUUACAUAAACAGUUUUAUGCAGUGUUCCUAGUAUUGUAUUUCACCCCAUACUAGGCCAGAGCUCACUGGCAACAUUUGAAAAAAGCUUUUAAUUAAAAUUACUAAGUGCUACAGGGGCUCGUUUGAAGGAUAAUUACUUUGUUCUGUUGUGACAAUUAGUGAAACCCUCAGCUAGCCAAAGGUCAGAGUCACUUCGUUCGUCUGUUUUCGCAGAGCUUAGUGAGAAAAGUAACGUCUAAUCUGCUAACUUGUUUUAUAGAGUCGAGUUGGAUCUUUGGGAAAAUAGUUGGGGAAUUCUGAAGAACGGACACAUCUCAGCAGGUUUGUGAAUAGACAGACUCCACAUAUGCUGUGCUAUAAUUUUUAGCGGGUUUAAUUACUUAGCUGUUAAAACGAACUAUUUGUUUUGCUGUAAAAACAUUUGCAGUAUGUUAAUAGUCUUUCCUAUCGUCGUAUGUACUCUGUAUAUAAUUUUGUUUGAGCAUUUGAAGUUUCGUUGCAAAGUUGUAUGAUUUCGGGAAGUUUUAGCCAACAGCUGUUUUCGGUUGUCCGGGGUGCGAAAAAUCCUUUAAUGCGCCAUUAACUGCUUUAUCUCAGUCCAUUUAAACAUGUCUAAUAUCUGCGGUGAAUUAUGAAGCUAAAUGUGUUUCACUACCAAUUUCGCGGGUGUGUUUUUGUGCAUUAAUAUACUGCGAUUAUUACUCCUUACUAUGCAAGAAAAUUGCAUGCGAUCGAAAAAGCAGCUUGUUUCACCAUUAAUUAUAUUAUAGUUCAAUAAGCCAUUUGCAGAAUUACUGGGUCAUAGCUCUCUCCUUCGCAGAGACUGUAACUAAAUGUAAUUAAAGAUGAAAGUAACAUGCACCCGCACCGAAUAGUUUAGCUGGUUUGCAAGGGCUGGUUCGUAUGCACAAAAUGUGUAUAAAAUCUAUGUACAUUUUUACCAAUUUAUGAUAUUCAGUACAUGCAAAGCAGGACUUCUGCCAUUACGUUUAGUUAAAAACGAAAAACUCACUUAGCCGUUUCAUGACGCAUUUCAGCUCAUUAUCUAUUGUCUUUAAUGUAUUCGGCACACAUGAAACGGGUCUUAUAAUGUGAUGUUGUCACACCGGCUUAUUUUAAACCCUGUCUUUUUGUCCAGUGUUUAUAUCACAGGAGGAAAAGCCGGUUCCAGACGAGCAAGUUUUCUAUGACAAGUUUUUAUGUGACAAGUUUUAUUUGCUCGUCUGUACGCGCAACUUUGACAAGUUUUUUAUGACAAGUGUUCAAAAGCUAGCAUGCUACCUUUUGAACAAGUGCACUUGUCAUAGAAAACUUGUCAAAUGGCAUCUGAGCAUUUCAUGUGAUUGGUCAGCGGACUGUCAUGGCGGCGAUAAUCACCUUUUUCUGACACGUUCACACCAGUAAAUAAAACUUGUCGUAUGAAAACUUGUCAUAUAAAAUUUGUUGCAUAUAUUAUACACACGUGAACUUGGCUAAUAAAAACUAUCACAUAAAAAGUUGUCAUAGAAAACUUGCUCAUCCGUAACUGGCUUUAAGCCCGUUCUCCACUAGGCGAAUUUUUUCGCGCGACGCGAAGCGAAAAACAAAUCUUGGCAAUGUGAUUGGUCAGCGAAAAAAUUCGCCGCGAAAAAGUUGGAUCAGUUCCUACUUUUUUACUGUUCGCGCGAACAAAUUCGCCUAGUGGAGAACGGGCUUUACAAGUUGUUAUUAUCGUCACUCCAGUUACAUAUUGGAGCUCUCCGACACUGUUAAGUGAUUAAUAAUUGACAGUUCCUUGUGGAGGUACUGAUUGAAGAUAUAUGCAGAUGAGGAGAUUACUUUCAAUGCCGCCGAUAUUCGCCCUCUUGACAGAACUAAUAAAAUUUUAUCUCAUCAAAUCACAAAAAUUUGCUCAAAAUCCCAUCUUAUACGACAGUUUGUCAUAUAUCAUGGGGAAUUUUCGUUUAAACUACAUAAACUAUUUUUUAGCUGACCUGAAAUUGUAUAAAAUUAGUCUUACAGUUGCAAUACAGCGAAAUACAGCGGUGAAUUCUCAUUAACUUUGAGAGAUAAUGUUCACGAGUGAGAUGUUUUGAUAAGACGCCUGAAUAUGCACUUACAUACUGUACAAGUUUUCACUCACGAAAAAUGCGAUAGUUGUCAAGUUGGGAUAAUUUUGGUAGAUUAUUUUUCUCUUUCAAAUUUCAUGAUAUAUAUAGCGUGAUUCGAUAAGGAUAAGUUUAUCGUGAAUAAACUCAGACUAUUAACUAAACUUCACAGUUUUGUACAUUCAGCUUUUUGUAUGAGAAUAAAUGUUUUUGUACGUUUGUAAAACUAACUUCGUAUCUUACUGCAAGAUUUUCGAAGAAAAUAGGCUUGAAUCGUUGCGAUACGUUUCUGACACAUUUGUAUCAACCGAGUAAUGCUCAUUGUCAUAAUACCGCUACAUUCAUUAAUCCUAAUGAAACUUCAUUGCUUGGCGAAUUAAGAAUACAUAGAAUCUGCCAAUGAGAGCAGAGUUACUAUAAACACUAUUUGGCUUGGUGUAAUAUAUUAUUUUGACUAUGAAUGCGACCAUCUGCCUUUUAUGUUAUGUUCUGUUCUAUCAAUACUGCAAUAACAACGUCUAAGAAAUUCAAUACAAACAAGAUAUUGAUAACCCAAAUGUCUGUUGCAGCUUGAAAAUAACGGUAAUUUUUUGAACAUGCAAGCUUAAUUUUCAUGUCGGCUUUCUUAAUUGUGGUUCGUUGUUGUGGUUGUUAUCGAUAAACUAUGAUACUCGUUACUAUAAUCUUUAUAUUUUGGUUUUUUAUCCUUUUUCUAUUUAAUUUCAGGUCUUUGUGCGAGGCGAAGAAACGGUUCGAAGUAAGUAUUAAGACAGGGUAUAAGAUAUUUUGUGUAGUUUAAUCAACUGGUAAUCUUCCCUUAAGCUUAGUUGAAAAUAUCACCUAAUCUGUCUAAGUACAAGUGACGGCAUAACCAUAGCAAUAUAUUUGAAUGCAAGCAGGGUUUUUGGUUUUUGCUGAGGUCUUGAGGACAUUAAGCCAUGGUUUCCAUAUGGUCGUAACGGUCGUAAAGAUUGAGUCACGAUCUUUCUCAUCAGCUGAAAUACAACAUUUUAGAACUGAAAAUAUACGCGGAGUGAUUAAACUCGAGAAUACGUAUGAUUCGUAUAUGUGGUUUACAGGUAUAAACUAUUAUAAACUGGCCAUUGAGAAAGAUCGCAACCAAUGAGAUUGCGCGGAAAACACUAUCCAUUCCCUGGGUUACACACAUUGUAACAACGCACAAGUUGCAACAAACUUGCAGCAGGUUUGUAGCAAUGCUGUUCCAACAAUUUGUCGCACUGCUUGUUGACAAGUUGUCAACGGCUUGUCGACAACUUGCUACAAGGUUGUUGAGCUCAACUGACUAGCAAGUUGUUCUAGCAACUUGUUCUCGUCCUGCAAUUCAACAAGUUGUGAGUGAACAUCCUUGUAGCAACUUGAUAAAAAAAACAGCGUUGUUACAUCUUGUUGACAAGUUGUUAGAUUUGUACAUGUGCAUAUACUAAUAUUAAUAUUGUCUCCUGAUAGGUGCACAUAG